This is a messenger RNA of Acanthocheilonema viteae, 1722 nucleotides long. The record is from the annotation of a GenBank genome assembly. Lineage: Eukaryota; Metazoa; Nematoda; Chromadorea; Rhabditida; Onchocercidae.
AUGAAACAUUUGCGUAAUAACAGUCGUUUAUCAGCAUCUUUAUUCUAUUCAAUCUGUAUUUUGCUAAUUUUGCUCGCCUCUUUUUACACCGUCUCACAUAUUUAUGCGACGUAUGAUGCAUCAAGUGCGAAAGAACAACAACUGGUUGACAAAUAUUCGUUUGAUAUGGAAGUCAGAACAAAUGAUAAGAGGAAGGGAAGCCUAAGAUUGCUUGAACCGAAAAAUAAAAGUAUUAGUUGGUAUGAAAUUAUCAUUUCUUCAAGAAGUAAUCAUAAAUUAUUGGUUUCGAAGAAUUUGCCUCGUGUUCGGAUGUUCAAAUUUCGUCAACUACUUGCUGUAACAAGCACUGAUCGCUGCUUUCAUUCAACUGCCAUUGAUUUAAUUUCCAGUUUUUUCCCAGAAGAUUAUUUUACAAUAGAGCAACGUCGUCGUGGAGCACUACUUCUGCACUUUUUUGGUCUCAUUUAUAUGUUUAUAGCAAUAUCUCUCGUUUCCGAUAAAUUUUUCAUCCCUUCACUUAGCAUUAUUAUAGGAAAGCUGUCAAUAUCGAACGAUGUUGCUGGAGCCACAUUUAUGGCAGCCGGUGGUUCGGCACCUGAAUUUUUUGCCAGUUUAUUUGGCGUUUUUAUUACUCAAAAUAAUGUUGGCAUUGGGACUAUUGUUGGUAGUGCUACAUUCAAUAUUUUAUGUGUAUUGGCAUUCUGUACAUUUUUUUCCCUGAAAAUACUUAAAAUUACUUGGUGGCCCGUGUUCAGAGAUAUUUUUUUCUAUAUGUUAGCAUUGUCUUUGUUGGUAUUAUUUUUCCUGGACGAAAAGAUUCAGUGGUAUGAAGCGAUAUCACUUUUCAUUAUUUAUAUCAUUUAUGCUGUUGCUAUGAGUCAUAAUGAGAAGCUGGAGAAAAAUUUCAAAUUUAUUCAGCAUAAAAUUAUUCAGCUUCCCGGAUCAACAAUGACAUUGAUGAAUCAAACAAAUAGUCAAAUUGCUUAUCGAAAUCCCACAAGUUCUGAAAAAAAUCACAUAUAUAAGAAGGAGAUGGCACUGAAAGAAAGCAACAACGAAGUGGAAGUACCAAUCAACAUCUCUUGGCCAUCUUCUACUAAAGCACGAUUAUCCUAUCUCUUUUUAGCACCAAUUAUGCUUCCACUUUAUUAUACACUUCCCGAUUCGAAAAAUUCAUCAAGCAGGAAAUAUUUUGCAAUAACUUUCAUGGGUUCAAUUUUAUGGAUUGCUUUUUUCUCAUAUCUGAUGAUUUGGUGGGCAAAGGUAAUCGGUGAAACAUUAGCUAUACCGGAUGAGAUAAUGGGUUUGACAGUGUUAGCUGCUGGUACAAGCAUACCUGAUCUCAUUACUAGUGUAAUUGUUGCUCGUAAAGGAUUUGGUGACAUGGCUGUGUCAAGCUCCAUUGGAAGUAAUCUUUUUGAUAUUUGUGUUGGGUUGCCAAUUCCGUGGUUACUACAAUUUGCAAUUCGUUUGCUGACAAAUUCAUUCUCAGUUUCCUACCUGGGUACUGUACCGGUCAUAUCAAAAGGUCUUAUUUGCUCUGUUGGUCUUCUAUUUCUAAUGCUAAUUAUUUUAAUAGUUGCUAUGAAAAUUUGUCGAUGGGAAAUGAAUAAAAUUUUCGGAAUGGUAAUGAUUAUUGCCUAUGUAAUGUUUUGUUUGCUGAGCGUCUUACUAGAAUUAGGCUAUAUCGUUUGCCCACUUGUUGUCGCCUGUAAUAAAUGA